Messenger RNA from Paramuricea clavata, 24424 nucleotides. The record is from the annotation of a GenBank genome assembly. NCBI's taxonomy places the organism in Eukaryota, Metazoa, Cnidaria, Anthozoa, Malacalcyonacea, Plexauridae.
AUGAGAUUGAAAGAAAUUGAGUGGGAGAUUUGUUCAAUUUCCAAAUGGCGUUUUCAACCUCCAGCAGCUAGUCAUAUGAGUGGAGUCUGGGAACGACUCAUCCGCAGAGUGAAAAGAUCAAUGAAGGCGGUAAAUUACCACCGGUAAUCGGUCACCCUUAUGCCUUUCUGAGUAAAGAAACAUUGUGUAUCCUUUUUGCUGAAGUGGUUACCAAUACUAUCCUCAACAGCCGCCCAUUCUGCCCUAGCAGUGAAGAUCCGAACGGUUUGGAACCCCUUACGCCAAACCAUUUAUUACUACAACGCUGAAGUCUCGUUAAUAUUCCACCUGGCAUAUUUACCGAAGAAGAUCUACACUCCUGUAAACAAUGGAGACGUGCCCAGUUUUUGGCUAACUGUUUUUGGGCCAGAUGGAUGAAAGAAUAUUUGCCAAUAUUACAAGACCCUUAUAAGAACGCCUGGAAGUAGACGAUCUUGUGUUGGUAGUUGAUGAAAACAUCCCCCGUGGACGUUGGUUACCUGACCUAUGUAUGAAGGUAUUCCUGGCUGGUCGUGAUGGUCGUGUCAGGACAGCCAUAGACAAAGGAACUGUUUGUUCAUGUUCAUCUUGUUCAUAUGUUAUCAUGUAAAACGUAAUCAGGGCAGUCGGAAUCUAAAUUGCGUGCUGAUCGAGGAAAUUUCAAAACAUAGUUGUCAUAGUUUAUAAUCGAAGUUGUUUUAGAGUAUACUCUGCGUCCAAACUGCAGAGUAUGGCAGUUGCACACCGGAGAUUUAUACUUCAAUUAAUUAGUGCACAGCCGAGCACUUCGAGCGCCGGAGGCGCGACCCAUCUAGGGGGGUCCGGGGGCAUGCUUCCCCGGGAAAAUUUUGAAAACUAGCCUCCCAGAAACACGAAAUCCUGCAAUUUGGGCAUUAAUUUCUCAUUUUCAAUUGACUUCAAAAAACCGGAGAUGUUCAUCAUGUUCUAACUUUUUUACAUGAACAAUAAAUCAGCCCAACAGUCUUCCUAACCGAUUUAAAAAACUCGUAACAAUAAAAACUGUGUAGUCUGCAUUGCGCAAUUUGCGCUUAAUUGCACACCAGUGCACCAGAAAUAUUUUGCUUGCACACCAGGGCACCAGAAAAUAUGUUCCUGCACACCGGAGAUCUCGUCGAAAAACGCCAUAUUCUGUAGUCUGGCUCUGUGUUAGAGUUUUGUAAAAAUAUUAUAUAUAAAUAUAAAACAUGAAGUGCUUCCCGUUCUGGCUGUUGAUAAAAAUAAACGCGGGCUCGAAACCCCUGAAAAUCGUGAAGUAGCCCCCCUCAAACAUCGUCAUUCUUUCUUGUUGAGCUGUCGUUCUGGUACACGAGGUUAGUAUUUCUGUUGAGAAUUAUUGUGUUUUUGCCACUAUUUUGGCUCCUCUUUGUUGUAGGAACAAGUUGCUAGUAUAAUAAAUUGUGUAGUCGUAGUUUGUUAGCAUUAUACCGCGGUUUUUGUUGCAAUAUAUGCGGUGAAAAGGUAAGUAAUAUUUGGGGAACUGAGACCUUUUUCAUAUUGGGACGUCUACAAAAUACUGUAGGAUACUAAAUAUGCUACAGUGUUUUGUUCAGGUCCUUCAUAUAUAAUGAGUGUUUUAUCUAGUUUGUAAAAUAAACCCUAUUUAAUGACAAUGCUGUAAUGCACUUGUCAUCGGCUUCCCCAAGGGGUUGACCCCCGGGCUAACCACGGGGAUUGUCCAAGGUGGGGAUGCAAUCUUAGUGAAUUUUCCGGGGGGUGGAGGAACAUAAGAGAUCAAAGUCCCGUGGUCAUUUCCUUACCUGUCGUGAAUCCCCCCCCAGCAACUUUUAAGCCAGUAAAAAGGCCUAUUUAAAUCUGAUGAUACACAUAAUCAUUCAAUAAUGCUAGAAAUACAUGCAUGCAACAACCUCUCGCCCACAUUUUCCAAAAUUGUUUCAACAUGAAGUACUUUAAUAAAGCCUACACGGACGGCAGGCUCGCGUCAUGUUAGCCAGCAACCUCGUCCUGGCAGAACCUCGUCCUGGCAGGGACGAGGUUGGUUAGCCAGCUAUGGCAACACGAUAAUUGUUUUCUUAGUUUUUUGUUCAAAACGGCAAAAAUAAAUCAAAGUUUUACACUUUUAACCGCAGAACUAUCGAUUUCUAACAUAUAUAAAGUAGGUAUGUUAUUUUGUUUUGUAUGGGCUUUUUUAUAAUGCAAAAUUCAACACGAAACGCUUCGAAAAACGUUUUAAAUGUUCGUUGAAAUUAACUGCUUUUUGCCGAUAAACUCUUCAACUUUAAUAUUACUCGUACUUUGUAAUGAAAUAAACUUAAAUCCUACAGGUAGCUCUCGAAAAUAAUUUUCUUUUUUCUUUUAAAAAAUAUUAAAACAAGUUUACUUUCACAUAGUCAUAGAAUGAAAAGGAAAGCUGUACAUGUUUAAGGCUAGCCUGCAUGGCAGGCGGUCAUUCUCGUACCCAGGGCGUUGACCGCGCGUAAGAAGGGCUCUAGCUGGGUACGAGAAUGGGCAGGCGGUUUUAGGCUAGUUCAAGGCCUUCAGGCGAAAAGUCCGAAAACAGGACAACAAAGUCAUACAUAAACUGUGAAAACAAACAUACCCAGGCCUGUGAAAAAGGUGAUUUAUGACUUACUGUGUAAAAAGAUGUCCAAGUUUUCUGUCAUCAUGUUUUUUUAAUAUUUGCUUUCUUGACUCCUGGCAAACAGCUAUAUUUUUGAGAUCAGUGAGAUGACGACCCAUGCAUAGCCAUGCGCCCGCGAUCACUUUAGACUUUGCUGUUCUUUGCUGCUAGUGCUCUCCUUUCCUUAGGUGUAAACAGCCGAGCGGAAUUAGUACCCUCGCCACAGGCUUCGCGAUCCGUGCAUGGAUGUAUGAUUUUAAGUUUAACCCAAAAAAUUUAACCCGAUUUUUAAAAAAUUAUCUUUUUGAUUUCGUCUUGCAAUUCCACGAUAGUGAUUUCCGCCAUCUUGCCAAAAUAAAGAAAUGAAGCUAUCCCGCAUCGCAAUUCCUUAAUUUUCGACAUAUUUAGAAAAUAUUUCCUUUAAAAAAUUUCCCCGUCAUAUUCCCGUGGGUAAAAUUCAAAAAAAGCAAUUCCCCCACCCUCUUUUUAAGUGGUAGAACAAAGUGUUAUGAUUUUCCCGACUCUGGGGAAGAAUUUUGUUGCAAUCUACGUGUAUUCUCCCACAACAUCCCGUGGUCAGCCCGGGGGUCGACCCCUCGGGGAAGCCGAUUACAAGUGCAUAAUGCUUUGUGUCUCUUGAAAUUUAAGGAGAAAGGAUGCGUCCCGCAAACUGUUGUUAAUUCUUUCGUCAACAAUGCUACCCAAAUAGCUCAAACCAGUGUGGAUCUUUUAAGAUCAGGAGUUACAAACUGUUUGCAGAAGGCAGGAAUAUAUAUCAACACUAUUCCUGGAUUAAAUGAUUUGUUUGAACAAGAUAACCCAAUUUCAAAUCCAUUCAAAGGCAUUGACAAGGAGCCACUCCAGUACAAGUAUUACAAGGAAGAAUUUAGCCUUGUUGUAAGUAUUAAUAGAUCAUCUCAAGAAAUAUUCAUUUGUCACUUCCCCCCAGUGUAUCCCAUCCCAUUUAAUGAAAGCUGAAUAUCGAGUAAUAUUGCACGAGUCAAUCCAUACUGUUACCCCCCCCCCCCCCCCGGGCAAGUAUGAAAUGACUCAUGCAUAAGGGGCUGUUCAUAUAAUGCUAAAUGCAAACAUUUUAUUUUUGGAAAGAAAAUAUUUAGCUAUAAAUUCAAACAUUUUAUUGUGCGCAAGAAAAUAUUUUCAUGACUUAAUUGAGCCCGGUUAGCCGUGCUAGCUCAACUCGUGUAAACCAACCCUAAAUAAUGUUUCAAUGAUUCAAUAGCAAAUAUCAAAAAAUAUCAAAUAUCCGGAAAAAAUUUUAGAUAGGGCCCCCCCCAAAAAAAAUAUGCCCCCGCCAACCUCUCGGCAGCCCUGACACUGAUGGGUGGGCAAUGUCAUACAGUCAAUCACUUAUAUUAUCACUUAGUGUGAUAUAGCAAUCUAGCUUGCCAUUCUUUGUAGGUAAAACUAACAUGAUUGAAUAUAAAGUAACCUUUUAAUUUUAUGUAUACUUGGUAAUAUAGGAGCCUCAAAAGAUCAUCUUGGGAAGGUAUUUUGUUAAGAAGAGAAAAGGAAACAAGUUAAAAGAUUUUGAAAAAACAGAUGAUGCUUUUUACAUCCCAAUUUUGGAAAGUCUCCAGCAACUGCUAAAUGAUGAAUCAAUUCUUUAUGAGGUGUGUAUGUUCGUAGAGAUGUUUACAUUUCCUAUUCUAAAAUAUUUACAGUCAAUUUCAAAAAAAAUUUGAGCACAAAAUUUGAAUCUCAUUAUGAAAUUUUGAACUCGACAAAGAACUUGCAAACUUUACAAUGAAGUCCAGUAUAUAAAAUCGUAAAUUAACAACAAGAAUGCUGUAUCGGUAUUCCUUUACAGUUGAUUUCAGACAACUUUGACCACAAAUGUUCCAACAUUUGUGUCAAAGGUAUCUAAAAUUGACUGUAAAGGAAUACAGUAUUCUUGUUGUUAAGAUUUUAUUCAAUAUACAUAUUUGUAUAUUUAGUUUUAUAUUAAAUAUUUUUUAGGUUGAGAACUCUCAUGGUAGAAAUGAUGACUUUCUUUGUGAUUUAUGUGAUGGUAAGGUUUUCAAAAAUCAUCCAUUGUUCAGCAAAGAUCCAACCGCCCUGCAGCUUCUGGUCUUUUUGAUGAAGUGGAAGUCUGUAAUCCAUUAGGAUCAAGAGCUAACAAGCAUAAACUUGGUAGGUGUUUUGCUAACAAUGUAAUGUGCUAGUAAAAGAGUCUGGACACAUCGCCAGCUGUUUAUACCCAAUUCCCCUAGUUUAACCCAUUAAGCGCCAGCACUCUCCCCUUGAUGAGUAAAAUUGUCUGGCAUUUGACACAGAGUAAAAUAAUAAGGCGUUUGACAAAAUAUAAUAAUAAAUGUGCAUCAGUGUGCAAUGGGUUAACUAACAGUACUCUCUCACCACAACUAAAAUUGACUAGUGUUAGAAAGGGCAAAAUACUGGGUUUAUUGAUUGUUGUGUGCUUUUUAUUCAUAUAUAGCUGCCUUCUAUUAUACUUUGGGAAACAUCCGUCCAGAGUAUCGUUCCCAUAUUAACUCAAUCCAGCUUCUUGGACUGGUAACCAGCAAGCAUUUAAAGACAUAUGGUGUGGAUUCAGUGCUCAAUGUAUUUAUGAAAGAUCUUCAUAAAUUGGAACAGGUAAAUCUGUCUGACAUGAUUCUCCAAAUGUAAUGUGUUAUAAGAUUGAUCAAGCUAGACUGUAAAUGUCAUCAUGAACAAGGUUAAGUAACAAUUAGGUAUUCAGGUACAUAUCUGUCCCCUGAAUAAUAAAAUUAAACAUUUAAAUAUUUACCUAUAUCAAUUUUUUAGGAUGGUGGCUAUCAGUUCAUAAUUAAAGGGCAGCCACGAUAUUUUGCAGGGAUUAUUGCAUAUGUCUCAGGUGACAAUCUUGGAUCACAGCAACUUGGUGGAUUUAAACAAGGCUCCCAAUCACAUAGGAAAUGUCGUGUCUGUAUGGGAAAUGCAACAGAGAUAUGUGAAUGUGUAAGUUCACUGCAUUACCAUGCUGAUUGAAGUGCAAGCAGUAUGAUUUAAGUCAGUGAUUUUUGUUUGUAAAUGUAAGACUGUUUUGUUUAAUUAUUUUAAACCAAAAGUGUGACAUUCUUAUUGCACUAGAGGUGCGCCAGGGGCCGGUUGUAUAAAAAAGUGAUUAAAGUUAACUAUGAUUAAGUGCAAAGGUCAUCCAAUAAGAAGUGCCUAUUUGAGAGUUAAUCACUAUUUAACUACAAAAUAGUGAUUUAAAAAGUGAUUAAGAGUUUUAUACAACCGGCCCCAGGUGUACUGAACUCUUGCAUCAACAUAUCUGAACUCUUAUAUCACAUAUAGUAAUUUGGGUGCAUAGCACCCAAAUUACUAUAUGUGAUAUAAACAUGGGCAGUUUAUAGCACUAUAAAAAGUAUAAAAAUAUUGCAGUUACCAAAAUAGAAUACUGAUAACUAUAUCAGAUGCACUAACUGCACAUCAUCUUUUCCCAUAACUUUAGUUUCAUGAAGAUGGUUUUGUGAUGCAAACAAAGGAGAGUUAUAACGAACAGUGUCAGAGGCUUAAUCAAGGAGACCAUUUCCAGAAAACCUAUGGAUUAAACAAGAUUUCCCUUCUCAACAACUCACGUUACUAUCAUGUCAUUGGCGAGCUUACCUUCGAUGCCAUGCAUGAUAUUUUGGAAGGUGUUCUCCAGUAUGUUGUGAAAGAGUUAUUGAAAGUUUAUAUACUCGAGAAGAAGUACUUCACACUGGAGGAUCUAAAUAGACGGGUCGCAGCAUUUGAUUUUGGUUACCACAAUGACACCAACAAGCCAAUGCCAAUUCAACCACAGAAACUGACAUCACAAGACAACAGUUUGAAGCAACAUGGUAUGAAAAUUUAUUGACAAAUUACUUUGUUACGCAACCAAUCUCUCAAUCUACUUACUAUUGCCUGCAUACUACUUUAUUGACGAUGAUAAUUAUUUAACAUUUUCACAGCAAACCAGAUGUGGUGUCUUGGCUUACAUUUGCCAUUCCUUAUUGGUGAUUAUGUCCCAGAAGAUGAUGAGCACUGGGAGUUGUUGUGCAUCUUACUCCAAACUGUGCGUAUUAUUUUUACGCCAGUUCUGAGCAAACACCAAGUGGCAUAUUUACAAGUACUUAUACAGAAGCUAUUAGAAAACUUCAAAGAGCUUUUCCCUGAAUGCAGCAUUAUCCCAAAGAUGCAUUACAUGGUUCAUAUGCCAAGGACAAUGCUUGAGUAAGUGGACAAUGCUUGACUAGUGAAGAUAUUGAUCACAUGACUUUUUCCAAUUUGCUUUUGAGCAUAAAAUUUCACAAUUUUUUGCUUGUGGCUAUAUAAUAAACAGAACAUUACACUAUAAUUGCUUGAAGAUAUGGCUUCCAUCUUCUCGUGUUAAAAACAAUAUUUUACUCACUCGUGCUCGUUUGAAAAAUCUUGUUUUCACCACUCCAAGAUAAAAGUCAUAUCUUUGCACUGCCAUGUAAUAUCCAAUAUGUAUAUCCACCACCCCUCCCUAAUUGAUUGAUAUCCAUAUUAUAUUUCUAUCUAUCACAGAAUUUUUAAUUUACUAUUUGGCAGCCUCUCAAUCUAAUAACACUUGCAAGACCUGUUUAGAAUCUGAUCUAGGAAAAACUGAAAAAUCUGCAUGGCUAAAAUGGGCAAUCCUAAUUCCUUUCAAUUCAGCCACAUUUUCUAUUCAUUUGUGCUAGUGGUCUCCCACCAACAAUUAAGUAAAAUGGUUUGGCAUAAGGCUUAAUCGUAGAAUUAUAACAAAGUGGGCAGAACUAAAGUGACUAGAUCUAGUUAUAUUGCCAGUUAGUUGGUUAAUAUUGUGUGUCUGUUGGAGAGUCAAAGCUUUUUAUUAACCCUCACUACAGAUCCCUGUGUUGUUUCAAUUUCAGUCAUAUACUCUACUGUACAUUGUUAUUUUAAUUAACAGACUUGGCCCACUUGUGCGAAGCUGGUGUAUGCGUUAUGAGGCCAAACACCAUUAUUUCAAGAGACUGGCUAUCUCAUUGGGGAACUUUAUUAAUUUGCCAUUUUCGCUGUCGAAACGUCACCAAGAGGGUGUCUCCUAUCGACUACAAUCUGGUGAAGGAGGGUGCAGUUCUUUUCUUGAUAAGGGAAUCGAAGUUGGUCCUGGUAUGUUGCAAUAGUUUUUAAACCAACUGUUGGACUAAUGUGUUUAAUAGGCCCUUUCAAGGUUAACAAUGCCAUAAUGAAACACAAUAGUGCAAGGAGUGCAAACACAAUGGAAUUCUCUAUAGGUAAAUUUGCAGGAGGUGCAAACACAAUAUGGUGAAAACAAUAGAUUAAAGAUGGCAUCCUUAAAGGUGAUCUACAGUCAGAUCUGAGCAUGUGCACAAAUGAGCCCGCUUUUUAUGAUACAAACAGUUUAACUAUGUUUUGAGUUCUUGUAAAGCCUGAUUGUUGUUUCUUGAUAAUUUAUUAUACUCUAGAAGCUUGAAAAUAUAAAUAGUUGUCGAAUAAAGCUCAAUAUUUUGGACACAAAAAUGUAAACAAAGGCUUUGUUUACAUACCGACUGUAGAUCACCUUUAACCUUGAAAGGGACUAUUGCUGGCAAAUCCAUACAUUUCAUUGAAGGCCUUAUGCCACACAAGUCAACUGGUGAUAAUGGUCAAAUAGUUUGAACACAAAAACCCAUGUAGGAACUGCAGUUGCCCCCCCCCCAAAAAAAAAGUUCCCUUUUUUGAACCUGGCCCUUAAAUUCCUCUUGCAACACCUACUCUAUGGUCUUGAUAUUCCACUUUUACAUUGAUGUCUACACAGUUUUGUAGACACAUAUAAAUAUUUUUUAACCUUAACAUUGCAAUGAUGUAUGUACUGUACUUACUCUGUAGGUAAGACGUCCUAUAUUGGUGAUGUAGAUUACAGUGAUCUACUAAACGACGAAGUCCCAGAAAUUAAUAGGCAAACCUCAUUGUACGAGUAAGUUGAUUAUAGCCGUCACGCAUUAGGAGGAGUUACUGUUUUUAAACUUUACUAAUUUUGUAUUCUUUUGUAUGUUAAACAUAACCCUAAUACUAACUCUUACUCUAACCCUAAUCUUAAUCCUAACCCUUUCCCUAAUCCAGACCCUAAUCCUAACCCUAAAAGUCCAAAAAUAGUAACUCCCCCUAAAACGUGACUCAAGUGGAGUUUCCUAUUUGAAGUAAGAAAGAAUUGUGUUCAACAACUAAAACAGUGGGCAGUUGUCGGCAAUUUGGUUACACACUAUAUUUGGGUUAUCGAUAACAAAUUGUUGUGAAAUGUCAAACAUGUAGUUUGUGCUAGCUAUCAUUUAUCUGAAAUUAUUCUAAUAAAGCUAGUUUUGUAUCCCAGGCCAGCUUUCUCUUGCAUAUUCAUCAUUCAUUUUCCUAUUGCUUGUUCUAUAUUUUCUAUUUGAUCUGACUGUGUUCCAGAGAAUACAAAAUUAAUAUCUUUAAAAGGAUAGAAAAAGUUGUGACUGUAAAAGUUCACUUAAUAGGAGCUAGUUACAUGGAGUGAGUUGUCCCGGAUAAGCCAGUUGAAAAGUGCAUAAAAUCAAAGGCUAUCCUGAUUGGUCUUUCAUUAUAUGCAGUUUUCAUAUCAGAAUGUUAGGGUUUGUAAUCCAAGUGAGAAUAUAUACAUUUUUAAGACCUAACCAGGAACGACUGCGAAAAAUGCAGCACAAGGUCCUCUGGUAGGAAUUGAACCUACGGCCCGGUGCAGCGCUCUAACCAACCGAGCUACAGAGACCACCUUAUCACAACCCGCACACCCGAUUACCUAUAUAUACAUGAACUUACGGUUACAGCUCAACAGCUGCACCGGAAUCGCAGGGCUGUAGGUUCGAUUCCUACCAGAGGACCUUGUGCUGCAUUUCUUGCAGUCGUUCCUGGUUAGGUCUUAAAAUGUAUAUAUUCUCACUUGGAUUACAACCCUACCAUUCUAAUAUUAAUUCCACCAAGUGAAGUGCAAGAAUACAAAUUAUUGAAGUCCACCUUAUCACAACACGCACACCUGAUUACCUAUAUAUACAUGAACUUACGGUUACAGCUCAACAGCUGGACUCUGUAGCUCAGUUGGUUAGAGCGCUGCACCGGAAUCGCAGGGCCGUAGGUUCAAUUCCUACCAGUGGACCUUGUGCUGCAUUUUUUGCAGUCGUUCCUGGUUAGGUCUUAAAAUGUAUAUAUUCUCACUUGGAUUACAAACCCUAACAUUCUAAUAUUAAUUCCACCAAGUGAAGUGCAAGAAUCCAGAUUAUUAGUUUUUAUAUCACCUAGUUGGGACAACUUGCUCCAUGUAAUCAGCCCCUUGUUACUGUAAUUACACCUUAUAUUGUUCAAGUAGGAGUGAUUUUCAAUUGCCAAUCUCAACUACAAUAAAAUGCGAAGAACAAUUCAAGUUUAAAUUUUGAAAUAGGCAACUGCAUCGUGUUCGACAACUAACCUAAACAGUGGACAGUUGUCGAUAACAAAUUGUUGUGAAAUGUGAAGCAUGUGUUGUAUCCUAUAGCUUUCUGUUAUCUGAAAUUGUUUUAUAGGGCUAAAUGGAUAUCAGUUCAUGGGACGAAGUAUAAAUGUGGUGCUAUUGUCCAUAUUGGUUUUGAUGAGGAUGAAUUUCCACAGUUUUGGGAGAUCAAAGAGAUCAGUAUAAUUGACAACAAUGUUGCCAAGGCUAUGUUCAUUGUUACAAGAAAAGAAACAUUGAGAUUUUCCGAGCACUACCAGGCGUAUGAGAUAAUUGCUAUGCCUAGGCAAAAGAACACUAGAGUUUUCUACUCUAAGGAUUUUACUUGCCACUUACCACUUCAUCAAAUCAAGCCAUUUAGAUGUCAGGCAAAGUAUGUGUGCUUGCGAUAUGAAAUUGAUAUUGAGUAGUGUUACUUGUAAACAGUAAAUUAAUAAUCUGUUUAAAAUUUGACGUUUUGCGUCUAGUUAUAAUAAUAUAAUAUUAAAGCAUAUUGAAAAGUACUUGUCAUUUGCCACCUUAAAUUUUUUGUUCGUGUUGGAAAUAUUUCGUUUUUUGGCUCGUCAAGUCGGCACUCAUAUAUAUUUAUUCAUGCAUUAACCAUGCAAAAUUUCUUUGUGAUCAUAUAACGAAUAAGGAGUUAUUAAUAAUGCGAUAUUUGCCCCCAAUUACUUGGCUAUUCAACUUCAUCGCUCCUUCGUCUUCCGCCAUUUUGAAAUCGAAAAAGUGAUUAUGUGGUGCUAAUUUAACACCUAGAAUUUAACUCCAAAAAUGGUGUCGUUUUAGCACUUUAGCUUACAAGUAUGGUGUUAUUUUAACACCUCAAAGAGGUGUCAAAUUAAUAAGGUACUAAAUUAGCACUUUUAUAUCAACAAGCCAACUUUAUGGUGUUAAAGUGCCCCUGACACAAAAAUUGAUUUUUUGUGUAUUGAAAGUGCUCAUUCAGUAUGGUGGUGUAGCGAAAGAAUUUUUUGAUUUCAUCGAAACGAAAAAAAUUUAGAGCCGUUUGAACACGCAAAAUGUGGACUUUUUGUUCGCACGCGUCCGUGUUCGAAGGAAACUGGAACGAGCGAUUUUUGUUACGUCACGCAAGUGAGUCGGCGUAUUCUAUAAUUUAUUCGACUGGUACUAACUCUUGGCGCAUAUAGUCCAUAUACAAAUAUACUAGAUUUGUGAUCGAAAAAUAUAUGCCCUUUUACUAUGUUGCAGCUAACUGUACCAAUAAACCAUGUUUAAAAGAUGGAAUAAGUUUACACAAUAUUCCAUACUUCAAUAACGAACGCGCGGAAGCUAAAAGACGAAGAAAAGUAUGGGUUGGUUUUGUAUCCACAAAACGUUUGUUUGUGCCGUCAAAGCUAGACUUCGACUAUAAAUAUAUGCUCGGAUCAUUUUUGACCAGAGGAUUACGAGAGGCGAUUCUUUUCGUGUCUUUCGUUGACGGGGCUCGGCAAGCCUAACUAUCCGAAGCUAUUAAAGACUGACGAUAAUUUGCUUUGUUUUGAUGAUUCAAUUUCGGUUUUUCGGGCCCGCUAUUAAUAUAAAUAUUUUGUAAUACCGAAAUAAAGGAUGCGAAUCUGAAGAUACAAGCUUGAAAAUAACACUCUAAAUAGUGUUUUCGAUUCCGGUUCGAAUAAGACUAUUACGAAAAAGAUAUUUCCAAAGGGGCCGAAGUUAUGUUCGGCGAAAGAUAUGACUAGUUUACAUUGUUCGAGCAGUAUAAAUUGAGUAAUAUAAUGAAUUAUGACACCGCUUGACCUAUCAAAGACAAAGGUCAUAAAUAGCUAUACCAUCUGACUAAAACUAUAGCCUGUAUCUGACUAAAAGUCUAAAACUAUCCCUGGGAUUUUUUUGGCUGGGAAUUAGGAGAUUUUGUUUCACUGAAUCGAGUCGUAGUAUUUUUGUCUUCAUAGCAUGCACCGAACCGGAGAUAUAAACCUUGCAAAGUCAUAGAACGUCUACGUUAGCAGAGAGCCAGGCAAGGAGCUUAACAUGCGCCAAAUCUGAGACGCAGACGCGACUAAAAAACAGUCGCUAAUAAUGGGAGACUAGCUUUAUUUUAUUUUUCUCGUGUCCCUAGCUUUGUUUACCAACAACAAUCCAUAGUUUUACCCGUGAAGUGAAAUUGUGAUAAUAGCGGCAGUUUUUCGUCACGUCCGCGUCGUAUAGAUUUGGUGGUUUUAAUGAUAAUACUAGGGAUCUGGCGAGAUGCUACAGAUCAGCAUCUUCCAACACAACAUAUUAACCAGGUAUAAAAUUCGCACUGGAAUCAUCGGACUGAUCGCUACUGUCGGAUUCUGUUGUCGACAUGAUACUUUAUAGAACCAUGAUAGAACUUAGAAUAUAAAAACACUUCAGCCGUUCAGCGAUCAAAACCUUCGAGCUGAUCAAAACUGAUAACAGUCUAACAGACCGUCAAGAUUGACUCACUUGCGUGACGUCAUAAAAAAUGCUAUCCCCAGACUCCUGUAGCCGACGUCCAUGGGCCAAAAAUUUUUGUGUUUAAACCGCUCUAAAAUUUUUCCCCUCUAAUGAAAUAAAAAAAUUCUUUCACCAAAGCACUCCACAUAAUGUGUACUUUCAAUACACAAAAAAUCAAUUUUUGUGUCAGGGGCACUUUAAAUUAGCACCUCAAUUGGUGCUAGAAUAACACUUCUCAUUUAGCACCACUACAAGGUGUCGAAUUAACACCUACGAAGGUGCUAAAUUAACACCCUGAAAUUAACAGUGUAGAGUAUAGUGUAUGUUUGAGUGAAUAUCGAAGAGUAGGCUAUAUAGUGUAGGCCUAUAUUGUGAAAAUAUUGUAGUCAAAAGUGUAUAUAGUGACAAUAUGUGUCAAUGUAUGAAGUGGGAUUUUCUAAGAACGAGGAAACAUAUUUGCCUUUAUGACUUUAGUUAUGUAGGAUAUAUGACUAUGAAUAUUUGGCACUGAUUGUAUAUAAAGAGGGAUUCUUUUAAGAACGAGAAAAGUAGAAGUCAUAAAAUUAAUGCCUUUAUGACUUCUACUUAUAAAUAUAACCAUAGCCAUGCCCAUAGCCAUUACACAAUAUAGCUACACUGUAUACUGGCAUGGUGGAGUAUAUUAUAUAUUCUGCAAUACCGCGGCUUAGUGGAGUCAAAGAGGUUUGUAUUCAAAAUGUUUGUGUUUUACUGUUUCAAACACCAAUGCAUGCAUGCAUUGAACAUUAUAUUCAUAGUCACAAAGAUAAAUUAUUUAUCGCGCUGAGUACUAUUUAUUUUUUGUCCUUAAUAAUAUUAAUUGCGUCAGAGCAUUACUUCAUGUUCUGAAAUAUUUUCCGUGCCAAUAUGUAAAUUGAAGCCAGCUACUAUACUAUUUAAAAUUCAAUUUCAGAGUGGUUGCAAUUAAAUCGUGGAACCUACCAAAACAAAGUCCUGCAUGUCUCUGUACUGAAGCGAAGAUUAAGGCCCGCAGAUAUUAAUUCCAAAAUCUGGCUGAAAUAGAUUUUGUUUUGAAUUGAUUUAAAUGUUCUCAGCAAAGCGAUCCUGAUCCCGCACAUGCUGCGUUUUUUUAAUAUAGAUAUCUUAUAUACUAUAUACACUAUAGAUCACGCAUCAAAAAUUGCCGUGAUUGCAGUCCCAUGAAAUUAGAAGAUUCGCAAAUUUUCUAUUUCUUAAACACGAGACUUAAUUAAACAUUGAGUUAAACUUAUUCAAAUACCUUUUUAAACUAUUCAAAUGAUGAAGCUGUUGUUGUUUAUAUAUAGUGUUUAUUGGCGAGUGCGAAUUACUAAAAUUGAUGCCAUCUAUUCAAAUGGGGGAAACCGCUUGAAUAUUCUAGGCUUCAAUUUUACAAGCAGAGAUGCGCUAUCUCAGUCUAGUGCAUAUAAGAUACGUAUAUAGUUUCAUUACAGUAAUUUCAGAUCCGACCAGUCUGACCAUGGUAUAUAUCCGAAUGUCCCUAAAUUUAAAAUUGGGAUUGGAUAUUUUAAACUCUGCUAAAAAAACUAGCGCAUCCAAAAUUAUACUAGCCUACAUUUUCUACGGCAAUGAACUAAUUCAUUGGUUUUAUUUGUUUAAACUGUAUGGCAUACAGUAGAACAAAAAUUGUUGGAGUAAGAAGGCGUUCGAGUCAAUGAGCAUCUUCCGUUUCAGCAGAUCUCUCUAAAUUAUUUAAAUUUACACAAAUAUUUGAGUACAAUUCAUACGGCUAGUGUUUAUAGCAAUGGACACCAUCUUCCGUUUAAGCAAAUCACAUCUCAAUUCUUGGCAUCUUUUGAUGCGCAAUAGCGUAAUAAUACCUCUCAAAUAGGUCUAUCAAGUUCCCUUAAUUUCAUAAUGUUGAAUCUUCUCACUCUGUGACCAUCUUCGUCCUUCCAUAAGCAAAUAUUUUCUCAGUUUCAAGUUACAAAUAUCUUACGCAGCACGUACGUAUCAAAGAGGUUUGUAUUCAAAAUGUUUGUGUUUUACUGUUUCAAACACCACUGCAUGCAUUGAACAUUAUAUUCAUACUGCAAAGAUAAAUUACUUAUCGCGCUGAGUACUAUUUAUUUUUUGUCCUUAAUAAUAUUAAUUGCGUCAGAGGAGUUUGCAUUACUUCAUGUUCUGAAAUAUUUUCAGUGCCAAUGUGUAAAUUGAAUUUACAGUUUCGUCUGAUGAAACAAGCGUUAUAUAUUUAAAUAUGUUUGAAGCGAAACCAGGAUUAUUCAUAUUGAAUAUAGACGUUCUGUGGUUAAAAUAUUUAUUUUUUACAAGCUUUCGACUGUCAAUCUACAGUCUUCAACGGGUAGAUUAUAAUGAAAGUGAUGCGAGGUUUACAAUUGCAUAUACGGUAUACACAAUGACGUAAAUGACAGCUAUACAAGAUUAUAGUGGCUAUUUGCCUACAUGGGAAUGAUUAAUGUUUAUUGAUAAGAAAUCGAUACUGUUCCGGUAAAUGUUUUGAGUUGUUAUCUGAAUCCUUUGUGCAUGCUGUCUGCCAUGACUCGAGUGUUUGUCUGUGCCGAUACGUGCCUUUGUCAAUAAAUUUCCCGCCAUCAAAAUCUAUUUUGUGCAUGAUCAUUUGCCCACGCAUGGUUAGCAAUAUUUGAACUACUAUUGUCAAGUUCAACAUUUUUUAUGUGUUCCUUUCGUCUUGUGUUAAAUGCUCUGCCGGUUUCGCCAGUGUAGCUCCAUGAGCAGUCGCUACAGUUGAUUUUGUAAACGACGUUAAUCUGGUUUUGUGGUGGUGUCUGUCUUUGGGCGAAGGGGAUAGUUGCUGUAGUGUUCGGAGAGGUUUCGUUGCUACUCGGAUGUCAUGGGGUUUCAAGAUUCGUUCAAGUGGUUCUGUCAGGCCUUUAAUAUAGGGAAGUACGGCAUAACGGUAGCUGGUCUGUGGCUAUAUAUAUAUAUAUGGAAAUCUCUGUAAAUUAUUUAAAUUUACACACCAAAAUUUGAGUACAAUUAUGCUGCUAGUGUUUAUAACAAUGGACACCAUCUUCCGUUUAAGCAAAUCACAUCUCGAUUCCUGGCAUCUUUUGAUUCGCAAUAGCGUAAUAAUACCUCUCAAAUAUGUCUACCAUGCAAGUUCCCUUAAUUUCAUAAUGUUGAAUCUUUUCACUCUGUGACCAUCUCCGUCCUUCCAUAAGCAAAUAUUUUCUCAGUUUCAAGUUACAAAUAUCUUGCGGAGCGCGUAUCAAAGAGGGAGUAAGGUCCGAUAUUGCAGAAUAUGCACUUUAUAUCUAGGCCUAUUGUGUAAAUAGUGUAUAUAUAUAUAUAUAUAUAUAUAUAUAUAUAUAUAUAUAUAUAUAUAUAUAUAUAUAUAUACACAGAAUAGCCUGUAUAUUGCGUAUAUGUAUACACUAUAGAAAUCUAUGAUAUAUUGUGUAUAUUCUGCAGCCUAUAUAAAUAGUCACAAUAGACAAUGUAUAGUCAAAAGUGUAUAAAGUGUAUAUAGUGAGUGUUUGAGUGAAUCAGUCCAAGAAUAUAUAGGCCUAGUGUAUAUUGUAUAUAUAAAGUGUCUAAAUAUACACAAUAUAGCCUACGUAUGUUAUCAGUAUAGAGUCAAAAGUGUAUAAAGUGUAUAGUGUGUGUUUAAUUGAAUGUCAAAGAGUAUAUAGUGUAUAUUGUCAUUGUGUAUAUAAUGUCUAUAUAUACACAAUAUACGUAUAUUAUCAGUAUAUAUGUCAUUUAUUUAUUUUGCCAUUUAUAUAUAUAUAUAUAUAUAUAUAUAUAUAUAUAUAUAUAUAUAUAUAUAUAUAUAUAUAUAUAUAUAUAUACACACACACACUUAAGAACUAACCGGGUGCCCACAACAGCGUGUGAAGCCAAUUACUGUGGUCCCGAUAAGUGAGAGAAUUAUGCACUAACUACAACAUGACGUGGAGAUCCUAAGUAUGCGUGUUGAAUUGCAAAAUUGCAAUUGUUAAUAGUAUAUGGUCAAAAGUGUAUAAAGUGUAUAUAGUGAGUGUUUGAGUGAAUGUCAAAGAGUAUAUAGUAUAUAUUGUGUAUAUAGUGUCUAUAUAUACACAAUAUACGCAUAUUAUCAGUAUCAUAGUCAAAAAGUGUAUAAAGUGUAUAUAGUGUGUGUUUGAGUGAAUGUCAAAGAGUAUAUAGUGUAUAUUGUGUAUAUUGUGUAUAUAUAGUGUAUAUAUAUAUAUAUAUAUAUAUAUAUACACAAUAUUAGUUUAGUUUAAUGAAUUUGCCAUAUAUUACAUAUAAUAUCAUUAAUUAUAAGUAUAUGACAGGAGUUUGAACAGGACUUGCGAAAUACGUAUAUUAUCAGUAUAUAGUCAAAACUGUAUAAAGUGUAUAAAGUGUAUAUAGUGAGUGUUUGAGUGAAUGUCCAAAAGCAGGCCUAUAUAGUGUAUAUUGUGUUUCAAAAACUCAUUAAUAAUUCACGAGGAGAACACAAAGAAAAAUCAUAAGCGUGUCGUGGUUUUAUAUGUGAUAAAAAAUCAUGUUAAUUUACAUAAACUUUAUAGCUCUGAUUUUCUCGGUUUAGACAAAGUUUAUUUUAAAAAUUACUUCGCCAAUGAACUCGUAUAAGAUGAGUCGUUUUUAAAACCAUACUAAAGCACUUGUAGUCGUCUUUUAUCACAUAUAAAACACUCCGCUACGCGUCGUGUUUUAUAUAUAGAGUAUAGUGUAUGUUUGAGUGAAUAUCAAAGAGUAGGCUAUAUAGUGUAGGCCUAUAUUGUGAAAAUAUUGUAUAGUCAAAAGUGUAUAUAUUGACAAUAUGUGUCAAUGUAUGAAGUGGGAUUUUCUAAGAACGAGGAAACAUAUUUGCCUUUAUGACUUUAGUUAUGUAGGAUAUAUGACUAUGAAUAUUUGUCACUGAUUGUAUAUAAAGAGGGAUUUUUAAGAACGAGAAAAGUAGAAGUCAUAAAAUGAAUGCCUUUAUGACUUCUACUUAUAAAUAUAACCAUAGCCAUGCCCAUAGCCAUUACACAAUAUAGCUACACUGUAUAUACUGGUGGAGUAUACUGAUUAUUAUAUAUUCCGCGGCUUAGUGGAGUCAAAGAGGUUUGUAUUCAAAAUGUUUGUGUUUUACUGUUUCAAACACCACUGCAUGCAUGCAUUGAACAUUAUAUUCAUAGUCACAAAGAUAAAUUACUUAUCGCGCUGAGUACUAUUUAUUUUUUGUCCUUAAUAAUAUUAAUUGCGUCAGAGCAUUACUUCAUGUUCUGAAAUAUUUUCAGUGCCAAUGUGUAAAUUGAAGCCAGCUACUAUACUAUUUAAAAUUCAGUUUCAGAGUGGUUGCCAUUAAAUCGUGGAACCUGCCAAAACAAAGUCCUGCAUGUCUCUGUACUGAAGCGAAGAUUAAGGCCCGCAGAUAUUAAUUCCAAAAUCUGGCUGAAAUAGAUUUUGUUUUGAAUUGAUUUAAAUGUUCUCAGCAAAGCGAUCCUGCAUGAUCCCGCACAUGCUGCGUUUUUUUAUAGAUAUCUUAUAUACUAUAUACACUAUAGAUUACGCAUCAAAAAUUGCCGUGAUUGCAGUCCCAUGAAAUUAGAAGAUUCGCAAAUUUUCUAUUUCUUAAACACGAGACUUAAUUAAACAUUGAGUUAAACUUAUUCAAAUACCUUUUUAAACUAUUCAAAUGAUGAAGCUGUUGUUGUUUAUAUAUAGUGUUUAUUGGCGAGUGCGAAUUACCAAAAUUGAUGCCAUGCAUCUAUUCAAAUGGGGGAAACCGCUUGAAUAUUCUAGGCUUCAAUUUUACAAGCAGAGAUGCGCUAUCUCAGUCUAGUGCAUAUAAGAUACGUAUAUAGUUUCAUUACAGUAAUUUCAGAUCCGACCAGUCUGAUCAUGGUAUAUAUCCGAAUGUCCCUAAAUUUAAAAAUUGGGAUUGGAUAUUUUAAACUCUGCUAAAAAAACUAGCGCAUCCAGAAUUAUACUAGCCUACAUUUUCUACGGCAAUGAACUAAUUCAUUGGUUUUAUUUGUUUAAACUGUAUGGCAUACAGUAGAACAAAAAUUGUUGGAGUAAGAAGGCGUUCGAGUCAAUGAGCAUCUUCCGUUUCAGCAGAUCUCUCUAAAUUAUUUAAAUUUACACAAAUAUUUGAAUACAAUUCAUACGGCUAGUGUUUAUAGCAAUGGACACCAUCUUCCGUUUAAGCAAAUCACAUCUCAAUUCCUGGCAUCUUUUGAUGCGCAAUAGCGUAAUAAUACCUCUCAAAUAGGUCUAUCAAGUUCCCUUAAUUUCAUAAUGUUGAAUCUUCUCACUCUGUGACCAUCUUCGUCCUUCCAUAAGCAAAUAUUUUCUCAGUUUCAAGUUACAAAUAUCUUACGCAGCACGUACGUAUCAAAGAGGUUUGUAUUCAAAAUGUUUGUGUUUUACUGUUUCAAACACCACUGCAUGCAUUGAACAUUAUAUUCAUACUGCAAAGAUAAAUUACUUAUCGCGCUGAGUACUAUUUAUUUUUUGUCCUUAAUAAUAUUAAUUGCGUCAGAGGAGUUCGCAUUACUUCAUGUUCUGAAAUAUUUUCAGUGCCAAUGUGUAAAUUGAAUUUACAGUUUCGUCUGAUGAAACAAGCGUUAUAUAUUUAAAUAUGUUUGAAGCGAAACCAGGAUUAUUCAUAUUGAAUAUAGACGUUCUGUGGUUAAAAUAUUUAUUUUUUACAAGCUUUCGACUGUCAAUCUACAGUCUUCAACGGGUAGAUUAUAAUGAAAGUGAUGCGAGGUUUACAAUUACAUAUACGGUAUACACAAUGACGUAAAUGACAGCUAUUUUGUGAUCAUUUGCCCACGCAUGGUUAGCAAUAUUUGAACUACUAUUGUCAAGUUCAACAUUUUUUAUGUGUUCCUUUCGUCUUGUGUUAAAUGCUCUGCCGGUUUCGCCAGUGUAGCUCCAUGAGCAGUCGCUACAGUUGAUUUUGUAAACGACGUUAAUCUGGUUUUGUGGUGGAGUCUGUCUUUGGGCGAAGGGGGAUAGUUGCUGUAGUGUUCGGAGAGGUUUCGUUGCUACUCGGAUGUCAUGGGGUUUCAAGAUUCGUUCAAGUGGUUCUGUCAGGCCUUUAAUAUAGGGAAGUACGGCAUAACGGUAGCUGGUCUGUGGCUCUACGAGGUUGAAAAAUUCCUUAAGUAGUUCUUCAGGUGGACGUGCAUUUUCCUGCAUCAUAACUCGUUUCUUUUCGACUUCUUGUAAGAAUUUCUGGGGGUAUCCAUUUAAUAGUAAGGUGUCAUGUACGUGCUUACGUUCUUGUUGUUUUCCUUCAUUAUAGUAUUGGGUAGUCUUGUUGCUCUGUGUGAGAGGGUUUGUGCAGUACUAACUUUGUGUUGUUUGUCGUGGUGUGAAUUGUAGUCUAAAUAUCUGUCUGUGUGCGUGCGUUGGUUUUCUGUAAACGUUUGUCAGUAAUGAACCAUGAACUAAGACGUCCAGAAAUGAUAAUUUUCCGUCUGAUUCGUGCUCUAUAGUAAAUUUAAUGUGUGUGUCAAUUGAGUUAAUAAGUAAAUUAAAGAAACUAGUUAACGCAUAUUUUUUGAUGAUUAAAAAAAUGUCAUCAACAGAGCGAAACCAUUUCUUAGGCGGUAAUGUAGAUUGGCUAUGUGCUAAUUCCUCAAUUUCCUCCAUGCAGAGGUUAGCCACAACAGGGCUUACAGGACUGCCCAUAGCACAACCAUGAAUUUGUUUAUAAGUUUCAUUGUUGUAAUUAAACAAAACUAUUAAUUGGAGAGAGUAAAACGUAGAAGAUCAAUUAUGUCAUCUAUAGUUAUCCAGAGAACGUCUAUACUCAAAGCGUAACUUAAACGGGGAAUUCGAAAUUUGACCAAGGGAAAAUGAAAUUUAUUCAAAUUAGCGAGGAAUCUUAGUUAAGCGAGUUUGGGUUAACCGGUGUUAAAUGUACUAUCAAAUGCAGGUGAAAUCGGAUUUUGUUCAAAUGAGCGGGGAGUUCGAGCUAGCUGGAUCAUGCAGUCUACGGCAUUUCAUUUUGAUCAGUAACACACCUGCGUUAUAGCUACAAUGCAAAGUAUUAAAUAUUUUUAUUGAUUAGCUAGAUGAUACAUAUCAGUUAAGCCAUAUUUCGUUAAGAUUGUCAAAAACAGUAGUUAAUAUAUAAUAUGAGUCAUAUAAAAGAAUGUAUAUACUGGACUUUUUACACUAUACUGAUUUUAUAUUCUUAUACAAGUUAUAGCCAAUGAAUUCCGCUGAAACUUAUCAUUUUAAUGUAGUUAAAAUGCACUCUGCCAAUAUCUCAAUCAUCCUUCCAAAAGACUGCUAGGCCUUUCUAAUAAUAGAUUAGUUCAAUUGGUAUCACUAAGUAGUUAAAAAUGCACUUUGCCAAUAUUAUCUCAAUCAUCUUUCCAAAAGACUGCUGGGCCUUUCUACUGAUAGAUUAGUUCAAUUGGUUGUGUUUAUUUACACACUCUGGGUGAAUUGAUUGAUUGAGCUUUACUCUGUAAUGAGUUAUUCAUGAAUUUGAUUAUUAAUACAUUUCGAUUUUUCAGGAUUACUAUCGUACCAAAGUGGUCACAAUGAAACAUUCGACAGUUGCACUGCUUCUCUUCGUUCUUGUGCUGAUUCAAUGUACCUUCGUUGAAUCUUGGUGGUUCCGCCGUAGACGUAGAACAAGUAGCUCUCACUGCAGAUACCCUACUUCUCGAUACGGUAAUUAUGGUAAGAUUAUGAGCACAUAUACUAUACGUAUAGGUUUUUAUUUUUGGAACACAAUGAAAAUAGUGGUUGCUUUAUGUCAUAUAGAUGGAGAAAUAUAUCAUAUAACUAGUUUUCUGUUUUUCACUACAUGAAGUCCUUCUCAUCCGUUCAGGAAUACUCAGGACGUGAGUAAUUACGAAAAGUUCCCUCCUUAUAUAAAUAUACUGUGAAACGUGAAUACUGUUAAAUACUGUUUGCAUAAUUUAAUAUUUUUAAUGAGCUAGGGGCGUAGGAAUUCUCCUCCCCAUUCCCCUCCCAAACAUUUUUGCUUGCUGAAAAUUAUUUAUUGAGUAGAAAAUUGUGUGUUUUUUUCAUUAAAGUGGAAUCGUUCUUCCAAACAUAAAUAACACGAUUCGAACCUCACGUCAGAAUGCAUACCUGCUUUAAGUUUGACAAUUUGAUGUUAAAUUCCCUGUUGGUAUUCCUGAUUGUUUAAUUUUAGUAUUCUUUAAUUUAUCUGCCUCGUCCCAAGUUGCUUCUCUCUAUAGAAAUCAGUGGGAAAAUAAUUACGAGCGCCCGGUGCGAAAUGGGAAGGGAGUAAAGGGAAAGCAGCAGGCAGAUCUUGCAUCUAAUAUGGCAUGCAAUAUUAAAAUUCAUAGAUAUUUUAUAUGGAUCACAUACUCGUAGAAAUUGCUAGCCUGUGUCACAGGAAUUGCAGGUAGUCUUAAGCUAGGCGAUAAAGACAAUGCUUGCCAUAUAAAAGCAUUGAUAUAUUGUACAAAGGCAAAAUUAAUUUCGUCAAACGAUAUAAAAAGAAUACAUAUAUCUCUCAAGCCAUAUACGUGUGGCUAUACCACUGCCAAACCUACUAUCCGACAAACCUACUUGAUCAGACAAUUUACUGUGACAAACACAAAUGCGAACCUAUAAACGUGACAACACGUUUAAUGCCAACUCAAACAGCAAAAAAGUACAAUAACAGUGCAAUGAAAGUGAAACAAUUAAACAAAAGAUUGCUUAAUUCGUUAUUAUCGACGGAUUUCUAGUUUUCGACUAGUACAUUUUCAAGACUUUAAGGACAUUUGCAGCCACGAUCUGACAGUCCCUCACAAAAGCACCCGCCUAGUGGACAGCACACGGGCGAUUGUGAGGAACUGUGGAAAGUUAUGUUUUUUUAUUGCGAAUAGAUGUAGUGAGGUCCGCGAACAGUUCUUUAAUUAAAAUAUAGUGCCUCUCACAGUUUAUCCGGUGUUUAAAAAAAAAUCAGAAUUGGAAAAUGAGGUAAGUCUGCGAGCAAAGAUUCCAUAUUUUCAUUUCCUUAAUGUUUUGACGGCAACUUGACCCACCGUUAAAGAGCUUAUGUUGUAAGGAUUUCAACGGUGGUAGUUUUAUUACAAGGUGUGCAAUGCGCACAAUGAAAAUCGGGCUCAAAGAUACUGCAAUGUAUUGCGUGGCAGACCACAAAGAGUUAUAUUGUUUGUGCUGUGAACAUUUUAGGUGCUCGAAGUGAGUAUUUCUAUGGAACAACCAGUUUGUUUAAAGGCAGGAAACGAUUCUUUGGUAAUUGGAAACUAAGUCACAGCCUGAUCAUGUUUCGUGGCAAGAUCUUUGAAUGGGGAUUGGGAAAACCAAAAACCUACAAAAUGAAUCGGAAUCCUGGUCAUUGUGCAAUCAGUUGGACCUGGGGAAGUAAAGGCUCAAGCAAAUGUUAUCGAAGUGAUGCGGAGACCUGGACCCGUAACUAUCGCAGACGUUAUGGUAGAUACAAAUUGUUUACCAACAAUUGCCAUUACUUUGUCAACCGACUGAUGCGAUACUUGAGGACAAACUGUGGACGUUGAGAGCAACAUGAAUGAUCCGAUUCCCCAACUUGUAAAAGGACCUUGAUCAUUGGACUAACUUUUCAACUUUUUAUAGAAUAUUGAAUUUAUAGAAUUAAUUCUUAACUACAGCAGAAACAAGCUUGAAGCUAUAGUAUAGUAAUAGUGCGCAUUUCCAAAUGGGUUGUUUCAAACAAAUAGAUAAUAUGCAUAAUUUAAGCAAAGCUACAGUAGUUAAUACGUACUACAAUGUAAUCUUAAACGUGUGCGUAACUCAACACUUUAGAAGAAGUAGCGCAUAAUUAUAGUGUGCAUAAAGUUGUAAUUCUAAUAAAAUCACGCUUCUGUCUUUCAUUAGACUGUUUUGUAUAUAAUAAAAAAUGCCUAUAAAGGAUAAGCCCCUUUUGGAAACCCUGCUUGUCGUACUUAAGUAUACGUAUAUGGUGAAAUUACUAACCCCAACCCCCUAUUAUUUGCCUUUAUAACACUAACCAUAAAAAGGGUGGGAGUGAAUUUUAAAACAAACUUAAUUGAUACGAAAAUGACGGAAACUAUUAUUAGCGGGAAAAGUGUUAAAUUACUUUAUCCCCUACCCAUUCAUUCCACACGAAUUGAAACGCGGCCAAUUGAACAUAAAACGCGGCGGGGAGAUUGAAACACGUGUUUCGCUGGACCGGACUUUGGAGACAGUGGAGAACAAAAUUUGGCCUCACUUUAACUGAUUGCCUUCAAAUCUGAAGUUUGCUGAACCGCCGAAGCGGCAACACGUAUAAUUACAAUCAAUUGCGAGCUAAGGUUACUUUUAAGUUAUGCAUACAGAUGACAACAUAUAUGGCGUCAUAUCACCGCCAAUAUUCAUGUAUAUCAUGCUUUCGACAUUGAAGUAAAAUAGAACAUUCAGCACCUACGUGCUUUCGACAUUAAAGAUAAAUCUGACAUUGAACAUGCAGAACAUUCAACAUAUUUUCGACAUUGAAGUUAAAUAGGACAUUCAACACCUACGUGCUUUCGACAUUGAAAUUAAAUCUGACAUUGAACAUGCAGAACAUUCAACAUAUUUUCGACAUUGAAGUUAAAUAGGACAUUCAACACCUACGUGCUUUCGACAUUGAAGUUAAAUCUGACAUUAAACAUGCCGCGAAUUUAGCACCCAUCGCAACUUCAACGUUCAAAAUAUGUUGAAAAAAUUACCACAUGUUGAAUAUUGGCGGAGUUGAACGAUAGCGUCAAAUCUCCGCCAACACUAAUUAAGCUAACACAAGACAACCCCCCGGCAACAUUCACUCGUGUCCAGACCUCUAGAACAUAUCACAUGACGCUACUGAUGCAUGACGCCAGCAGAGGAUCGGAUUCGCCGCAUCUUGUCGCUGUAUUCGAGGCCGUAUAUUCGCCAUAAUAUUCGCGUAUAUUCGCUUGUUUGUCUUAAAUUAAUUGACUUUUAUAGCGCAGAUUGAAUUGAACCGAGAGGCAAUAAUUUUCGCAAGAGAUGCUCUGUUGGAAGUUGCUGAACGAUUGAGACAACAGUCAACAGCUGGUAAUGUAUAA